AUGGGCUUCUUCGAUGCUGACCUCAGCUACCCCACCGUGCGCACGGAGCGCAUGAAGCACAAGCGCCGUCGCCUUGUGCAGGGCCCAAACUCGUACUUCAUGGACGUGAGCUGCCCGCGCUGCCGCCAAGUGACCGUGGUGUACAGUCAUGCCACCACGGCGGUGGAGUGCAAGGGCUGCUCCAAGAAGCUCUGCCGCCCCACUGGUGGUAAGGCGCUGCUCGUGGAGGGCUGCGGAUACCGCCGCAAGCCGGACCACUAA
Molecule: messenger RNA, 261 nt
Organism: Leishmania braziliensis MHOM/BR/75/M2904
Lineage: Eukaryota; Euglenozoa; Kinetoplastea; Trypanosomatida; Trypanosomatidae
Product: 40S ribosomal protein S27-1
Exons: 1
Coding region: 1-261 (86 amino acids)
Biological process (GO): translation; ribosomal small subunit assembly
Cellular component (GO): ribosome; cytosolic small ribosomal subunit
Molecular function (GO): RNA binding; structural constituent of ribosome
Source: RefSeq, a predicted model, not a curated record